Molecule: messenger RNA, 591 nt
Organism: Guillardia theta CCMP2712
Lineage: Eukaryota; Cryptophyceae; Pyrenomonadales; Geminigeraceae
Exons: 6
Coding region: 1-591 (196 amino acids)
Source: RefSeq, a predicted model, not a curated record
AUGCGAGGUAGCGGCAUGGCGGUGCAGGAGGACGUGCGCGGGCCUCUGGUGUUUCAAUGCCGCGAGUGUCUGACCAUCAUCGGAGACUCCUUCUCCAUGGUGUCUGCGGUCGAGAGCCUCGAUGCCAUCAUCCUCUCUGUCGCUGUGCAAUGCACAACGGGACGAAGAACGUCGGAUGGGCAUGGCAGUAUCUACCAAGAGGUCAGGUGCACGUGUGGCAACUUGAUAGGACGAUGUUUCUUCAAACAUCCUCACUCAGAGCAGUAUGACAUCUUUUAUGAGCUGGGAAGUGGCAACGACAAUCCUCUGGUCCCGCCACUUGGCGAUGUCACGACAUCGAACAACUCCAAUCAAGCCAUCGAGAGGAUUUUGGAAACAAUCCAGGCAGACAUCGCAAAGGUACUCGAAUGCCAUCUUGACUUGUGUGCCGGUAUUGUCCGACCAUACAAUCAGAUGAAGGCGAUGACUCUCUUGUUCGACGAGCGCUUGUCUAGUGUCGAGGCCGUGUGCAAACCUGUAGGCUCGAAAGGAAGUUCAAAACAAGGGGAAGACACGGAGGUGCAGGAAAAUCCAAAGAAGAGGCGGAGAUAG